GAACAAGCAAGUAACCAGAAAAAAGCAUGGCAUUUUCUGCAUGGUUGUGGUGAAAAGCAGUCUCUAUGCCAUUUAAAACCCUUUGUUUAUUAUUAUAUCAAAUAUCAAAUCUCCUCGACCUUGCUAAAAUCUCCAACCCAAAUUCAUGUAAAUGAAAAGUUUCUCCAACAAAAGCAUUGAGUUGUUGAGAUCACACUCCCCAUAUAAGUCAAUUCUCUAAAAGCUUUAUCUUUCUCUCUCUUUGAAAAACCCAACUACAGUCAUGAUUCUCUAUAAUGUCUCAGCCAUAGGAUUGUCUUCUAUUUGAUUUGGAUCCUAAAAUUUGAAGGGGUGUUGAGUUUAAUGGGCUUUUGAAGUUGAAGAAUUCUAGAAGAUAUUCAGUUUUACUGAAAUUCCAAAGUGAAAUUCUUGUAAUUUGGUCCCUGCUCAUUUGUUUGUUCUGGGUCUUGAGCCUAUCAGGGUUUAGGGUUUUUCAGUCAUUGCGUCUUAUUAUUAUUAUUCGAUUUAAAUCUACCUAUAGUACAACAUGGGUCCCAAAUAGUUAUAGGAUGAGUUUUAUUAUAAUUUUUAAUAAAUAAAUCAUUUUUCUGUAGAAGCUCAGGCUAUGCUUCAAACAAAUGGUUUCACAGUUGCAAUAGACAAGAUGUAUUGAAUUAUAAAAAAAAAAAGCUCAAAUUUUCUUAGGAAGGAAAAAUUCUUUUUUGGUUAUUUCCUUAAUGGGUUUAACUGGGUUUUUUCUCCUAUGUGUUCUCCACUCUUCGAUAGCUCUGACUUGUGGAGUUUUGAUGAUGUUCUAUGCAAACGAGUUCGCUGUGUUUGGCCAUGGAAGAGAGACUGCUAUAAAGCUUCAAGGGUCAACCCAACGAGAUCAGCUUUUGAUCCAAACCUCUGAUUCAUUUUCGGGUUUGCUUCUAUUUGCUAUUGGGUUCAUACUGUUAAUGGUGGCUUUUGUUAAAGACAGAGAGUUUCAAAGUUUCUUUGCUAAAGGGUGUGUUUUGCUUCACAUUGCCAUGGCCAUCUGGAGAGUCUACUUUGAGAGAAAACUUGAAGACCUUGCUCGUGAUUGGCCCAGGCAGGUUGUUGGAGAUAUUACACUAGCCUUUUCAUGGAUUUUUCUACUUGUUUACUCAUGGAGAGAAAAAUAUGAUUAGUUGGGUAACUACACUUUACUUGUUUACAAAGCAGAGGAUAUCAUUUUUGAGGAGGAAGGUAUUCUUGAUUUUUGAACCCUUUAAUUUGGUUACUCUGCUUCUCGAUUAGAAAUGAAAAUAAAAAUUGAAAAACGUUUGUUUGAAGGAGUUUGUGCAAAACUUUAUGUUCAAUCUGGAAAGGUAUCUCUUGCUUUAUGCUACAACUUUUGGACCAGAUUUCAUCAAAGAAUAGAUUGAAUGCACUCUGAGUUAGUGUAUUUAUCUGAAUCUUGUAAAUCUUGAUGGAGAUGGGAUCUGAAAAAUGAAAGCAAGAUCUUGGGCUGCCUUGUUUGCUUAACCUGAAAGUAGGAAAAAUGGUUUGCAGCCAUUUCUACAUCUUAUUCUGAUUACCCUUCUUGUAAAUUUCCUCAGGCCAUAUGUUACAGUCAAAUCAUGAGAAAUAUGUAAACUUUAUUUUCAUUACAUUUGUAGGAUACUUGCAGCUUUGACUCAACGUCAUAUAAUAAAAAUGUAACGUUAUUUUCCA
Messenger RNA from Humulus lupulus (European hop), 1677 nucleotides. RefSeq lists its product as uncharacterized. Lineage: Eukaryota; Viridiplantae; Streptophyta; Magnoliopsida; Rosales; Cannabaceae. Bases 717 to 1151 code for a protein of 144 amino acids. The transcript has a single exon. The record is from RefSeq and is a predicted model, not a curated record.